AUGCGGCGAGAGCACCAGGGGAACCUCUCAAUUCUUGAGCUGCUCAUGGCAGAUUCCCUCCCGAGACUGAUUUCGGCCCGCGUCCAGUCACGGGACUUCCUUUUCGGUCUUCCUACCAUUCAAUCAUUCACUGUCGAGAGCCGAGCCCAACCGCGGGGCCCUCUUGUUCUGAAUCCCGAGUUGCAAGAUAUUGCAAGCACCAGGUUAGGCUAUUGGUCGAGCACCAAAGCCCUCACCAACGGCGAAGCGAUCGAUGCCAUGGGCGCUGCAGCGCAGCGGCGCCUCAGCAUCACGGACAAGGAUCGCGUACUUGUCUCCAUCACACUGUGCCACGCAUUUGGAAUUGGCUCCGCUGUUGGGAGUGCUUGGCUCGCAGGCGCUGCUGUGGUCCUGCCAGGUGCGAGCGGCAUUCGGGGCUGUGGCAGCCCUUCUCAGCGGGCUGAGGCCACUCUCACAACGCUCGCCUCGCAACGGUGCAGCUUGCUUUUUGCGGAUGUGCACACUCUGAAAGCGCUGCCGGACCCUGGCGACAAGGACCUCACCGCGCUGCGCGGCGGCGUUUGCAAGGUGGGAAGCGGGGCGGACUUCCUUGAAGAGGUCAAGGAGGCAAAGCUUGGGCCCAAUGGCGAGCUAAAGCCCCUGCAGUAUGCAGGGGUUCCGAUCAUCGCGCUCGGCAAGAAGUGA
Molecule: messenger RNA, 684 nt
Organism: Symbiodinium natans
Lineage: Eukaryota; Dinophyceae; Suessiales; Symbiodiniaceae
Source: the annotation of a GenBank genome assembly